UGUUUCUCCCGCCAUCAGUUUUAAAUCUUCUUCUUAACAUGUUUAUUGACGCUGUGUUAUUAUUAUUGUUUUUAAUUUAUUUUUAAGCGUCGCCAAACAAACAAAGCGGAACCUUUGUUUUUGGUUCCGCCCCCCUCUUGUCUCUGCUCGCUCAGGAUGAAGUAGCUUCCGGGCGGACAGGGUGCCAGCAGUAAACAUGGCGGAGGAACUGCUGGAAGCAGUGGACAGACUUCGGGCUCGGCUCCUGGAGACUCCGGAGCCUCGAAAGCUUCUAAAGACGUUCAAACGUCUGGGGGAACUUCCCAUGACUGUGGACAUCCUGGUGGAAACUGGAGUGGGGAAGACUGUGAAUUCUUUUAGGAAACAUGAAGUAGCUGGAGAUGUGGCCAAAAGCCUCGUAGCCAAAUGGAAGAAACUGGUUCCUCAGUCUGCAGACAGACCCACCAACAGCCACAUCAAAGAGGCACCGCGGUCACACACACACUCUCGAGGCCCAGAGGCAGGUGGUGGUGGUAGCGGCGGAGAAGGAGGCCACAGACGAACCCGGGAACCCUCCCCUGAAGAUGAGCCGCCCUACAUGGAGGAGGAGGAGGAGGAAGAAGAGGAGGAGAGAGGCUAUCACACGAACUACUCGCCCUCACCUCCUCAUCAACACGAGCAGUACAGCCCUCCACAGCGAGAAGGCUAUCAGUCGGACGAGUACGAGAGCCCCGAGCCCGAGCCAGAGCCAGAGCCCGAGCCUAGUCCUCCUCCUCCUCGCAAAGAGGUCCGCUACACCAAACCCAACAAAGAACCCAACAAGAACCACCAUCACAGUUCCCACGGCGACAAAAACAGAGACAGAGACGAGGAGCGGCGGCAACGUCAUGCACAGAUGAGUACUGAUCGAGGAGGGGGAGGUGAAGGAAAGAAACGCAGCGCAGACAGAGACAGACAGCAGAGUCCUGUACAGAAGUCUGCAAAGCACAGCAAGAAGUCCACCACGCACGAGAGCAAGAGGGAGGAGAAGAAGAAAGGAGGAGAUGACGGGCGGCCGCGAGUUUCCAAGGACUCUCCAUCCAAGGAGGAGGAGGACUUUUUUGAGACUCCCACCAUGUCCUUCGAGUCUUUUCUCACGUACGACGCCCCGACGUCUGUCAAGAAGAAGAAGAAGCCGUCGUCAUCGUCGUCAUCCUCGUCUCACAGUCGGCCGUCUUCAUCCUCCGUCUCGUCCUCCCAUCAUACACGCACCCCUCUGCCCUCCUCUUCCUCCUCCUCCUCUUCCUCCAAAGCGAGCAAAGCUAACGGCACUCAGAGCACCAAGAGGUCGCAUUCAGGCUCCAGUUCAGCUGCAGCGACACCUGAAAAACGCAAGAGGGUUGUGGAGGCCGUUCCGAUUCUUCCUGAAAUCCCUCUGCCAGCUAUUCAACCCAAUUACAGACCUCUGCCCUCCAUCGACGUCACGCCGCUGUCCCCUCAGAGACGGAAAGUUCCUGUCUGCAACGAUGAGGAGGACGCCGGGUUCACAGGGAAGCGAUUCAACUCUAAGAUGGUCGUCUACUCAGGAUCCAAGACCUCCUACUUACCCAGGAUGAUGACUUUGUACGAGCAGUGCAUCCGUGUGCUGCAGAACAACAUCGACUCCAUCGCCGAGGUGGGAGGAGUGCCGUUCGAGAUCCUGGAGCCGGUGCUGGAGCGAUGUACGCCCGAGCAGCUGUACCGCAUCGAGCAGAGCAACCAGUGGUUCACGGAGGAAUCUGACGAGCUGUGGAUGCGCCACUGUCGGCGGGACUUCAAGCGCGAGUCUCCUCAGGAGUACGAGUCGUGGAGGGAGAUGUACCUGAGGCUGCACGACGAGCGCGAGGAGCGUCUGAAGCUGCUCACCCAGAACAUCUCAUCCGCACACGCCAACAAGCCAAAAGGGCGGCAGGUUAAGAUGGCGUUUGUGAACUCUGUCGCCAAACCGCCGCGGGACGUCCGCCGCCGACAGGAGAAGUUCGGCACCCUCAGCGGUUCAUCCACAGCCGCCUCCACCGCGGCUGCAGCUCCCAUCAAAAUAAGACCAGCGAACAUCGACUAUUCUGGUGAAUCCAGCCGCUCCACUUCCUCCCAACUUAACCCGUCUCCCAGCUCGUCUCGCUCCUCAGCACUAGGAGGAGGUGGAGGAGGUGGAGGUGGAGGUGGAGCAGGACCCGCCGCCCGUGACAAGCCACAGGUCAAAAAAAUCGCCCCCAUGAUGGCCAAAACUAUCAAAGCUUUCAAGAACAGAUUCUCCCGCCGAUAGUGUGAAAGAGACUGAAUGUAUUUUAUGAAUUCCAACUUUUUAAUUUAAGUUUAGAAAAAUUUUACCGGAGACCCUUUUCAACCCUACACACACACACACACACACACACACGCCGUCAUCUUCACCCACCAAACAUAUCAAAUCAGUUGUUUGUUUUUAUUUAAGUGAUGGCGUCUGUUUGGAGGGGUCUUUUUAAAUAAGUAUUUGAAACAUGAGUGUGACCUCUGCGUCAAGAAAAUUAAGUCUCCAACGUUUAACAAGAUGCAAAGGACACACACACAGUUUGUUACUUUUUCGUGUUUUGCAGCAGACAUUUGAAGAGGACCUUUUUGGAAAUACACGCGUUUGCUUUCUUAAUGACGGCAGUAAAGAUAGAUCGACACCGUGUCUGCAGACUAUAUGAAGCUACUACUUAGCUUGGCAUAGCAUAUGAUAAAGACUGGAAUCAGUGUAACGGUCGGUUACUAAAUCCCCCUACCCGCACCUCUGAAGCCCCAAAACUAACAUGUUGUACUUUGUCUGUUUUUAAACGGUUUAAAUUGUAAAAACAGCAUUUCUGUUUAUCGGGGUGGAGACAACUGGAAGUUUGCAGUCACGACAGAGAAACAGUUUGGCACAUAAAAUGCAGUUUUUACAUGUUUUAUGUACAUAUGAAACAGCUUUAAAUGUGCUGUUAGGCUAGCUGUUCCCCCUUGUUUCCAGUCUUUGUGCUAAGCUAAGCUAAGCAGCGUGAUGUUGAUCAUCUUUUGUCAAGAAAACAAACAAUAUUUCCUAAAAACAUCAAACUUUUUCCUUCAUUGGACCCAAAACGUCAUAGUUUUUUAAAAUUUAAAGAUAGGCUGUGAUCGAAUGAAACACUACACGAGGAAAAACUGAUAUCUUUUUAAAGGCAUGCAUGCUGCACGUCAGCUGAGGUAUUAAGACUCCACCAGAGACGUCGACUGGCUGGUUAAAGACUUUUUUUUUUUAAACAA
Larimichthys crocea (large yellow croaker) is the source of this 3237-nucleotide messenger RNA. RefSeq names its product elongin A (gene eloa). Gene Ontology annotation, molecular function: protein binding. The record is from RefSeq and is a predicted model, not a curated record. NCBI's taxonomy places the organism in Eukaryota, Metazoa, Chordata, Actinopteri, Sciaenidae. Gene Ontology annotation, cellular component: elongin complex; nucleus. The transcript has 12 exons. Gene Ontology annotation, biological process: transcription elongation by RNA polymerase II. Bases 197 to 2263 code for a protein of 688 amino acids.